CUGGGAAUGGCAAUAAGUAGGAUGAGGCGCUAACAAUGCAGGUGUUCGUUAGGGCAAAUACGAUUUAUAGUAACAAAGUAAACGCGGCGUUCCAGUUGACAGGGGCAACAACUCUCAGCGUCAAUAGGCGCAAAACUGAUGGCGGAUAUGCAGUUCCGCAAUUGCACUAUGGGUAAUUUGAGUUGUCAUGGGUUGAAAUUGGCUUCUAUACAAUGGCAGAGAAUCUUUGUGUGGCACAAUAUACAAGAUCUAGAGUGUUUUGCUUAUUUUCUCCUCCCCAUCACGGUUUUCAGAGAGCUGUAUUAGCUGAAUGAUGAGCUGCAAGUGUGCCAGUUUGACCUUAGUGGCGAACUUUCUCUAAUGUGGAUUGGUGAUGGAACUGGGAUUAUACUGGUUCUGACCACAUUUCGUGUACCCCUUUUUGUCAUGACCUAUACACAGUCAAAACUGUAUAGGAGCAAUGAUUAUGGGAAAACCUUCCAGGAUGUUACAUCUCUCAUCAACCAUACUUACAUUCAUUCUGAAUUUGGCAUGGCUAUUGGGCCUGACAACUCUGGCAAGGUAAUCUUGGUUGCUGAUGUAUCUGGUGGCAGCAAUGGCGGCCGUAUUUUCAGAUCCUCAGACUCUGCACAGACCUUUGUUCAAACAGAUCUUCUAUUUCAUCCACUGAUAUCUGUCUUAUACAGCCCAGAAAAUUCAAACUUCCUGUUGGUGCUUAGUGUUGAUUUUAACUUAUGGAUUUCAAAAGAUUUUGGAGAAACGUGGAAGGAAAUACAUCAUUCUGUGUGUUCUGCAAAGUGGGCAGCUGGGAGCACCAUUAUCUUUACCAUAGAUGGAAACAACUCCUGUAAAGCAGACUUCCGGUUGAUGACUUUGAAAAGAACCUCAGAUUUUGGGCAAACUUUCCAGGUGCUAAGAGACCGUGUCCAUUCCUUUGGACUGUGGGGACGUUUUCUGCUUGCUUCUGUAGUGGAGUUGGAUGGACUAAAUAGGAAAAUCCAUGUUUCUCAGAAUCAAGGGGAUAAAUGGAAUGUGGCUCAGCUUCCAUCUGUAACAUACGAACAGUUCUACUCUGUGUUAGCAGCUAAUGAUGACAUGGUGUUUAUCCAUGUGGAUGAUGAAGGAGACACUGGAUGUGGUACUAUAUACACAUCAGAUGACCGUGGUAUUUUAUAUUCGAAAUCAUUGGAGCGCCAUCUCUACACAACAACAUCAGGGGAGACUGAUUUCACCAACGUUACAUCCUUGCAUGGAGUCUUCAUCACCAGUGUGCUCUCUGAAGACAACUCUAUCCAUUCUGUGAUUUCCUUUGAUCAGGGGGGUGAAUGGAGUCCCCUGAGGAAGCCUGAAAACUCACAGUGUGACUCAACAGCUAAAGAUAAGGAGCAGUGCAGUCUACAUAUACAUGCUCAGUACAGCAUUUCCCAGAGGCUACCAGUGCCCAUGCCACCCUUGUCUGAACCUAAUGCUGUUGGGAUUGUCAUUGCUCAUGGUAGUGUGGGAGAUGCAGUAUCGGUUUCCCGCCCUGGGGUGUAUCUCUCUGAUGAUGGAGGGUACUCCUGGAGCAGAGUGCUAGAUGGACCUCACCAUUAUGCCAUUCUGGAUUCUGGAGGACUCAUUGUGGCUGUAGAACAAGCAGAUGAUACUGUCAACACAAUCAAGUUCUCCACAGAUGAGGGACAGUGCUGGUUCUAUUACAAAUUCACAAAUGAUUCUUUCAUAUUUACUGGCUUAGCAUCUGAGCCAGGUGCUCUUUCGCUGAAUGUGACCAUAUGGGGAUAUCAGCCGGGUGUUGUUCACCACAUCUGGAUGUCUUACACUAUUGAUUUUGCACAUAUUUUACACAAAGCCUGUGAAGAAAGGGAUUACAUUUUGUGGCUGGCACACUCAACUGAUCCGCAGGCACCAUCAGAUGGUUGUGUUUUGGGAUGCAAAGACCAGUAUUUUCGGCUACGCAAAUCUUCUGUUUGUCAGAAUGGGCGUGAUUAUACAGUGAGCAAAGUCCACUCCCCUUGUGCUUGCACCGUGGAUGACUACAUGUGUGAUUUUGGUUAUUACCGUAAUGAGAAUGAAUCGGAGUGUGUGGAGCAGGCUGAGCUGAAGGGACAUGAACUGGAUCUGUGUGUAUAUGGAGAAGAGGAGAAGCUUACCACUAGUGGUUAUCGAAAGAUUCCUGGAGACAAGUGUACUGGAGGAACGCAAUAUGAACGAAAAGAGAUAGACAUGAAGAAGAAGUGCUUGAAUGCAGAAAGUAUAAAGGUGCCCACUUCGAGUUUAGUACCGGUAAUCAUUUCCGUGGUUUUUGUUAUGCUUGUCGCAGUCAUCGCCGUUGUUCUGAUAAUUAAGAAACAUGUCUGUGGAGGAAGGUUCCUGGUACACAGGUAUUCUGUUUUGCGGCAGAACAUGGAUGCUCAGGGUGAUGAUCCAUUGGACACUGAUUUUGGACCGCCUCAUAGGGGAUCUGGUUUCCAUGAUGACUCAGAUGAGGAUCUUUUGGAGUGAGUGUUCAACCACAGGAUUUUGGAUAAAAAUAAUAUGGCAAUUUCCUGAUUUUAUAUGUAUAAUGGUGUAACCAUGUUGCUGCGAGAUAAGGCUCUGUGAGCUGAACACUGGACUGAAUCCAAAUUCUGAUUCUUCGUAUGAGACUGAAUGUUGAUUUAAAAGCUACCUUUAAAAUCAAACUCUGGUGAUGAUGCAGAUACAUUGGUACGGGUGUGGAGACAUAAUGACUAAAACUUUUAGCAGAUUUGUAGUUAAUAUUUAAGUUUCUACUUUGCAAUACUAAAUGAUUGGGUAAUUUCAUUCUGUGUUUAUGCCCUGCUUUCCCCACUCCCACAGAUCCAUAAACUCUACAAUCACUCCUAUUUAUAUGCAACAAGCAUUUCCAUCUAUGGUUGUGCCGGGUUAAGUAAUCUAAGUAGAGAGAGCUGCUAUAAUAAAUGUUUUAAUCUUCCA
This is a messenger RNA of Xenopus laevis (African clawed frog), 2955 nucleotides long. RefSeq names its product sortilin 1 S homeolog (gene sort1.S). The record is from RefSeq and is a predicted model, not a curated record. Lineage: Eukaryota; Metazoa; Chordata; Amphibia; Anura; Pipidae. Gene Ontology annotation, cellular component: Golgi cisterna membrane; membrane; cytosol. Bases 361 to 2502 code for a protein of 713 amino acids. The transcript has 20 exons. Gene Ontology annotation, biological process: endocytosis; vesicle organization; post-Golgi vesicle-mediated transport.